Molecule: messenger RNA, 1295 nt
Organism: Sipha flava (yellow sugarcane aphid)
Lineage: Eukaryota; Metazoa; Arthropoda; Insecta; Hemiptera; Aphididae
Gene: jhamt
Product: juvenile hormone acid O-methyltransferase
Exons: 5
Coding region: 27-821 (264 amino acids)
Source: RefSeq, a predicted model, not a curated record
UGUGAUAGAAUCUUCAGUUAGUCGAAAUGUAUUGCCCCGAGAAGUACAUUAGAGGAAAUGGGUUGCAACGAAGAGAUGCCGAGGAUAUUUCAAAUAGAUUUAUAGAAAAAAUGAUUUGGAAACCCAAUGAAAUAGUUUUGGAUGUAGGAUGUGGACCAGGAGACGUAUCAUCAAAUAUUCUGUAUCCACUAUUAAAAAAUAAAAUCAAACGGAUGGUUGGUGUUGACAGAUCAAUUCAAAUGGUCGAACAUGCGAAAAAAACAUAUGGAUACCCUAAAUUGGAAUUCAAAGUCUUGGAUAUUGAAAAUGUUAAUGAGUGCAUUUCGUAUACAAAUAGUUUCGAUAAAAUAUUUUCUUUUUUUUGUUUCCAUUGGAUUCAUAAGAAAGCUGACGCUUUGAUUAAUAUGAAAACAAUGUUGAAAAGUGGUGGGGAAAUUUUACUUCAUUUCAUGUUAGUUAAUCCAAUAGUUGAACUUUACAAAUAUAUAGAUGCAGAAUGGCAAAUCUUUGUGAAAGAUACUCGUCAACCGAACAACUCGUAUUCUCAAGAUGAAGUAAAAACUAUGUUCAUUGAGGCUGGGUUUCGAAUCAUCAACAGUGAAUCAAGUGUAAGAAAGUAUACAUAUCCAGAUUUAACUUCCAUCUUAGAUGCCAUUAAAUCCGUUGAUGAUAUGUACAAUGUUUUGCCACCACAAUUACAUGAUCGAUAUUCUAUGCAUAUCAAAGACAAAAUACUUGAGAAAAAGAUGUUUAAUAUAUGUCCAAAUACAAAAGUAAUAACCAGCUUAAAUUGGAGAAUUAUGAUUAUAUUCAGUAAUUAAAAAUAUUAAGCAGUACUAUAGUUUAACUAUUAUGUAAGUUUAAGUAUUUUUACAAAAAAUAUUUUUAAACCGAUCCUAUUAUUGAGUUGAUAUUGUACAAUUUUCACUCAUUUUAUAUAAGAUGAACUAUAGUAUCCAUUAUACAAUUUAAGUAGGACCAAGGUCAGCUUUAGAUACGAUCGACGCGUAUGGUGGCACAGGGCGAUACAAUCAGAACGAUGCGUGAGAAUCGUGAAAAUUAGAAUUACAUUUUAUCAAACAUUGGCGAUCCUAAUUAUGCACUAUAGAGAGAAAAAAUAAAUAAUUUUCACAAUAUGAUUUAAUAUAUAUUUGAUUAUAACUAUUAUUUAUUAUUAUAUCAACAUGCAAGGAGUGGCGGCGCUUGUAGACAUGGGUUAGUAUGGGCAGUUUUAUAAGUUAUCAUUAUAUAAUAAUAAUAUAAUAUAAUUAUAAUAUAGUCGUGAUUUACAAAUA